AUGGAUUUGGACGCUGGAGACUCCCCGUGGGGCGAUGUCCCUUCGCAAUCGAGUGCAAACAUUGGCACCUCGAACCCUGACACUGAAGAAACAAACACAGAACAACCCCAGCAGACCGGUUCAAGCUCCUCAGGUCGACGAAACCCACGAGUCAACCGACGAAUCAAUGCGCAAGCGACGAAACUAGAAGCUGUUGGUGAUGAAAUUGAUCCACUCGGUCCGCUUGGGAAUACGGCCGUUGAGAGCGGACCUUCGCCUAUCGAACAAGCACCUGAGCCCCCUCAAAAGGAAUUCGCAGCGCGCAAUGCCCGUCCUACAUCAUCGACGUCACAAGCAUCUAGUCUCGCUGGAAUGGUAGAUUCGGUGACCCUGGAAGAGAAUGGUGCUGGUUAUAGGAACCCUCCGCCAGUGCAACCCCCGGCUGAGGCAGAGGGGGCAAAGAGACCAUCACAACCCAGCGUCAGCAUAGAGGAGGCUGCUAAGCCAACGUUUGAAAUUGUGGUGGGGGAUCCGCAUAAAGUUGGAGAUUUGACAGGCAGUCACAUUGUGUAUCAAGUCCGGACCCAGACAACCUCCAAAGCCUACCGGCAGCCAGAAUUUGCCGUUAGUCGUCGAUACCGCGAUUUCCUGUGGCUUUACAAUUCACUACAUAAUAAUAACCCCGGUGUCGUUGUGCCUCCGCCUCCGGAAAAGCAAGCUGUCGGUAGAUUUGACACGAAUUUUGUCGAGUCAAGAAGGGCUGCACUGGAGCGCAUGCUCAACAAAAUUGCUGCACACCCUAUCCUGCAACACGAUGGCGACCUCAAGAUCUUCCUAGAAAGCGAGACCUUCAGCAUUGAUGUCAAGAACAAGGAGAACCGAGAGCCGGACCUUGGUCAAAACAAGGGCAUGUUUAGCUCAUUUGGAAUCAACGUUGGCGGAGGCACCAAGUUUGUCGAGCAUGACGAUUGGUUCCACGAUCGCAAGAUCUACUUGGAUGCGUUAGAAAACCAAUUAAAGUCGUUAAUGAAAUCUAUCGACACAGUAGUUGCGCAGCGGAAAGGCCUUGCGGAAGCAGCUGGCGAUUUCUCCGCCUCGCUCCAUGCCCUGGCAACUGUUGAAUUGUCACCAGCGCUUUCGACUCCUCUGGAUGGGCUGUCAGACUUGCAAUUGCGCAUCCGGGAAUUAUACGAGCGACAGGCAAUGCAGGACGUUCUUACGCUCGGUAUCACAAUUGACGAAUACAUCCGCUUAAUUGGAAGUGUCAAGACCGCCUUUAAUCAACGUCAGAAAUCGUAUCAUAGCUGGCAUGCAGCCGAAUCGGAAAUGACAAAGCGAAGGCAUACCCAGGAGAAGCUCCUUCGGCAAGGGAAGACGCAGCAGGACCGUUUGAACCAAGUUAACGCGGAUGUGGCCGAUGCGGAACGAAAGGUGCACCAGGCAAAACUGCUGUUCGAGGACAUGGGUAAACUGAUGCGGAACGAACUGCAACGAUUCGAAAAGGAGAAGGUAGAGGACUUUAAGUCUGGUGUUGAGACGUUCUUAGAAAGUGCUGUUGAGGCACAAAAAGAGUUAAUCGAGCUCUGGGAGACCUUCCUCCUGCAACUGGAUGUGGGCGAUGAAGGCAAUCCUCUCUUCUCACCACAAGCUCCUAGUAACGAACCUGCUGCUGAAACGACUGCAAGUGCCGAGGCGAUCACGGCCAGCGAGGGAGCUUAG
Aspergillus ruber CBS 135680 is the source of this 1698-nucleotide messenger RNA. Its product is annotated as sorting nexin 1. NCBI's taxonomy places the organism in Eukaryota, Fungi, Ascomycota, Eurotiomycetes, Eurotiales, Aspergillaceae. Gene Ontology annotation, cellular component: endosome. The transcript has 6 exons. Bases 1 to 1698 code for a protein of 565 amino acids. Gene Ontology annotation, biological process: protein retention in Golgi apparatus; retrograde transport, endosome to Golgi. Gene Ontology annotation, molecular function: phosphatidylinositol binding. The record is from RefSeq and is a predicted model, not a curated record.